AAUUUUUUAUCCUUUGGGGUAGAAUAAUGUGGCUCUAUCAGAGGACAUGUAUUAUGAAUACUUUGGAUUACUAAUUGAUUAAGGAUACUGAUUAACAGUGAUUGGACAUCAAGGGAGAUUACUAAAUGGUAAGGUGGAACAUGAAUGUCUUGAAAUUUGGUAAACACGUUUUUCGAUUCAAGUGGUCCCAGAGAAAGUGGAUCAUACCAACUUCACGAAAAUCAUCCGCCAUUCUUACGACAUUGGUGUAGGGACUUUUCGUUGCACUUUUAAGUUUAAUGUCCAAAUCAGGGGACUCAACUGUCAAUGAAACUCUACAUGUGUUUGCAUACAUGCUGUUGUAACAUUUGUUUGUAACUGCGGUUGGCAUCACUUUUAUUUGUUUUGUUUUCUGUCAACAUGUUCGAAAUUGCACUCUUGAACGCUUGGAAGCAUAUUAACAAUUUUUUGUUGCAUUUGGCAUUUUGGUAUAAUAUUCUCAUUCCAUUAUUGGUUUUUGAUUUUGUAAACCAGAUAUUUGAUACAAUAAUGAAUAGUUUAAAUAAACAAUAGUUUAAGCGUGUAUAAAUCUCGCAUAAAAAUCGUGUUAAAUUAUGAAUAUUAAAUAGUGCAGCAAGAUUUAAUGUUAUUACCGUACUUUGGAAUAUAAAAGAGAAAGGAUGAUGAAGACAAAUUCCGAACAUACAUGUGAAGUGGCAUAUGUAUUCCAGUACAAUACAAAAAUAAACCUUGUUAAGUCACUUGUCAGUGUCUGGUUUCGUGAAGAAGAAUUCAGAUUGCACACUUACCUCAAGAUUACACGGAUUACGCACAGGCAGGUCAAGAGAUUACGGAGAGAUUAUGGUUUGCAUGUAGCACACAAGGGAUUCGAAAUGCCCCCAACGCCUAAUACACCGCUGUAUACAUUGAUGUCUUACAGUUCUACUGACAAGCACCAGAGAAGUAAAACGUCCGAGUUCGACUCCUUGAAAUGUAACUGGAGAAUGAGAAAGCAGAUUGUGUCGGCGAUAAGGGCUGACCUGAUACAUGGCGGCGACGACACGCGAGCGAAGCAGCGCAGCGGCUCAGUGCAGCGCUGCGCGUGCGCGCACCCUGUCCUGCUGGGCGCGCCGCGCACGAGGAAAGGCGGACAGGCGCGCGGCGGCCUGGACGCCACGACUCGCCCCGCCACACCGCCACGCCAGCGCGUUACGCCACCCCGUCCAGCCAGCGCGACCAAUCGCGGAGAACACGCGCAGCGGCAGCGACCACGCUGGCAGCGACGCAUACGGAACCAGCACAAUCUUAUCCUGAAGUAUUUAUGGAUACUUAACCACAUCGUCGUUGAUGGUAGUCAACCUCCUCUGUGA
Messenger RNA from Gryllus bimaculatus (two-spotted cricket), 1349 nucleotides. The record is from the annotation of a GenBank genome assembly. Lineage: Eukaryota; Metazoa; Arthropoda; Insecta; Orthoptera; Gryllidae.